This is a messenger RNA of Amyelois transitella, 3390 nucleotides long. It is a transcript of the gene l(2)37Cd, whose product is annotated as general transcription factor 3C polypeptide 5. Bases 1915 to 3330 code for a protein of 471 amino acids. NCBI's taxonomy places the organism in Eukaryota, Metazoa, Arthropoda, Insecta, Lepidoptera, Pyralidae. The record is from RefSeq and is a predicted model, not a curated record. Gene Ontology annotation, cellular component: transcription factor TFIIIC complex. Gene Ontology annotation, biological process: transcription initiation at RNA polymerase III promoter. The transcript has 8 exons.
CAUCCACAUUUAUAACUCUCUUCAUGCAAGUUCGGCGGUUUCGGGUACUCUUGACCUGACCCCUUAAUUGACGUCCUUAAUUUGAUCAAGAUACGUUCGUCUAGUUCUUCCCACUCCAACCUUUCCCUCUACACUGUCCUUGUAUAUCUGCUUAGUUAACCUGCUUUCAUUCAUUCUCUCCACAUGACCAAACCAUCUUAACAUACCCUUUUCUAUUCCUGUAACUACAUCUUCUUUCACAUCACAACAUUCCCUUAUCACGCUGUUCCUUAUCCGGUCACUCAAUUUCACACCUAUCAUACUCCUUAACGCUCUCAUUUUCACUGCAUUUAUUCUGCUUUCGUGCUUCUCUUGCCAUACCCAACUUUAACUCCCAUACAUUAAUGUCGGGACCAACACGCCCCUAUGCACAGCCCGUCGAGCCUUUUUGGAUAGUUUCUGACUGCUCAUAAAGGCAUGCAAAGCUCCAUUCACCAUGUUCCCUGCGUUCACUCUCCUUUAUAUCACUAUAAUAUCACUAUCACACUUGCCAUAUGAUGUAAACUUUGAUCCUAGAUGUACAAACUCUUCCACUUGCUCAACUUUUUCUCCUCCAAUCAAAAUAUUAUGCUGUCAUUUAUUUGCCAUUUCAAAAACCAGUGUUUUAGUUUUACUUUUUUCAUUCUUUUUUCUUUCAAAGCUUCAUGUAUACAGUUUACCAUCUCCUGUAACUCUUCCGCUGAUGACGCCAGUAACCUGAUCGUCGGCAAAGAGCAAACAUUUGUCGACGAUGGUUAGCAGGAUAAUUUCUGCAGUCCAGCUGUGACCCUUUUCCUUUGUAAAGUGGCACGGUAACAGCCUUACACCAAUCUUUUAGUACUCUGCCGCUUCUCCAACUCAAAUUGAAAAGGCAGUACAACUGACUAGUUACUACGCCUUUUCCUGCUUUUAGCAUCUCGACCGACACUAUCAUACCCAGCAGCCUUACCCGCUUUCUUACCCUUAAGUGCAUGCUUUCAUACUCUUAAGUGAAUAUGAUAAUAAGAAGUAUUUUAUACCUACCUUAAAAAAAAGUUUUAAAAAUAUUAAAUAAAAGUCUUUCUAUUUUCCUACCUUACUACCUUUCUUUUUAUUGUUAUAAAUUGCACACAUUUUUGAGAGCUGCUUGCUUGUGUUAAAUGAAUUUUGGCAAAUAUUGGUUUGGAUCCUGCUGCUGCGAGUAUACAUUCGAUUCAAUGCUAACCCAUGCUAUUAUGAGAUUAUUCCUUGUGACGAAAAUAUUAUUUAAACGCUAUCUAGAUUUACGUAGAUUGAACGAUUUAGUCGCUGCAGUUUAUUAAAUAAGUAGACUCAGAUAGGCGCGGUCCAUAAUGAAAAUUCAACUGAGACAAACGCAGAAAUAAUGUAUUCAAUAAAUACAUACAUACAUAUAAUCACGUCUAUAUCCCUUACGGGGUAGACAGAGCCAACAGUCUUGAAAAGACUGAUAGGCCACGUUCAGCUGUUUGGCUUUAUGAUGUAAUUGAGAUUCAAAUAGUGACAGGUUGCUAGCCCAUCGCCUCAAAGAGGAAUCCCAAGUUUAUAAGCCUAUCCCUUAGUCGCCUUUUACGACAUCCAUGGGAACGAGAUGGAAUGGUCCUUUUCUUUUUUUAUUGGUGACGGGAACCACUUCAUUCAAUAAAUAUUUUGUCAAUAAAGGCUUGCCCGUAAAACUAAAUGGCAGAAUAAUUGUAAUUACUUUUGCUAAAAAAUAUUUUAUGUCAAUGCAAGUCAAAAUUGAUCUUGUCAAUUUACUGUCAGUACGGCUCAAUAUUAUUGUUAUUGUUUUGAUUAUACGUUACGUGUGCGAGCGACGGCCGAUGAGCAUGAAAAACGCGGAGAAUUAUAUUUAAUUUACCUAUUAUUUUAAUAUUUCACCAAGUGCGGUUUUACAAAAUGGAGAAUGUACAAUCGAAUCGUGAACUUAUAUGCGUGAAAUUUCCCGGAAUAGUAAAAAAUGAUGAGAGGGCAAUUCAAUGUUUAGGUGGAAUCAGAGAAAUUUCUCAGGUUUACUCUGAAAGUUCAAAAAGGCGUCUGGGGUUAUCAUUUCAACCAGAGAAUCCGUACAUGAAAAAAUUGUAUGGCGAUGCUUGUAAAUCAGCAGGCCUUCUUUUAAGAGUUAGAGUGAAGAAAACCAAAGUAAACAAUGAGGUGAAGAGAGAAGUGCUGUCCACAUCUGUUGUGGGUCGUGUGAAACUGAUGUACCAGUUUAACUCAAUGUGUGACUUUCAAAUGAUUCCUGUACAAAAUAGAGGAGAAUCAAGCAGAGAAUGCAUGAUAGAGAAUCUUUUGCCAUCAGGAUUGGAACCUCUUAGUUUUCUACAUGAACCAGCACUACCUUUCAUUCUCCCACCGAAUUUUACUCGUUCAGACAAACCAAUGCCUUACCUCUAUACAUUUAAGAAAUAUCCAGAGCGAAAAGCUGCAUUGGAGGCAGAUGAUCUUCACCAAAAACUUCGCGGUGAUCGUGGAUUGCCAGGCAGGCUGUUUGUGUUUAAUCUGGUGGAUGAACUGGCGACAGAGCCGCACCAAUUUUAUAUUAAACAGAAAGAGGAGCGACAGAGAGUUUAUCCCCUUUUGGAGAAAGAGUCUGCCUUGGUUGCCAAGUUUUUUCAGGACAGGCCAAUUUGUACAAACAAUCUGUUGAGAUACGAAACAAAACUGCGUAUGCAGUCGCUAAAGGUGAUAUUGCCAUGUUUAGCAAUCCAGAUGAAGGAUGGCCCUUGGAAGAUGUGUUGGGUAAGGUACGGUUACGACCCGCGGAAAGAUCCGGCCUCUCGGAUAUACCAAGUAGUGGAUUUUAGGCUGCGGACCACAACGAGUCUCCACACGUUGGUGCAGACUCGGGACAAAACAAUUCACAAGCUAAAGAAGACGGACAGAGUGCGAGGUACAAAGAGGCGUCUCAAUCUUGAUGAAUCUGCCACCGAAGAGGUCGUGCCUGAAGGCGCCGUGUAUUUCCGUCCAGGGAUGGUGCCGAGCCAGCGGCAAAUAUAUUACCAAUAUUGUGACAUCGACUUACCCGAGGUGCAAGAGCUGAUGGCUGUGAACCCUCCCCCCGGGUACCUUUGUCACCCUAAACGCGGAUGGCUGCCCCCCAAUACCGACGAGUUGGUCCGGGAUCACCUCUACAAGUAUGUCCAAGAGGCUUUGAAGUCUUCUUACAACGCGGAAUUGAAGAUAGAGCAAGCCAGCAGUGAUGAUGAGAAUUAUGAAGAUGAUGCCAGUACGUCGGCAGCAGCCGAGGCCGAGGAAGCGGAAAAUAGUGAAAAAAACAACAUUGUACCUAAUAUUUCUAAUAAGAAGAAAUGAUAAUCGUUUAAGAAGAUACAUAUAUGCGUAUCUGUUGUUGUUAUUUUUACAAUAAAUUUU